GGAAACGCUCCCAGCUGUUCCUACCUGCAGACCCGGAGCCACAAGGAGCCACAAGGAGCCACAUCUCAGAACUGACACAGGUUCUCCCAACAGGCUGAAGAAAUAGAAAUAUAUUUGAUUCUAAGGACUGUCCCGGCGAGCAGAGAUGGUUUGCGGCGGAUUCGUUUGCACCAAGAACGCACUCAGCGCUCUCAAUAUACUUUAUGUUUUGGUGAGCCUGCUGCUGAUUGGAGUGGCGGCCUGGGGGAAAUGGUUCGGCCUGGUCUCCAGCAUCAGAGUGGUGGCGGGGGUCAUCGGCGUGGGCACAUUCCUGUUCGUGGUUGCCUUUGUGGGGCUGUGUGGCGCUCUGAAGCACCACCAGGUCCUGCUCUUCUUCUACAUGAUGAUCCUGUUCCUAGUGUUUGUCGUGCAGUUUUCUGUGUCCUGUGCUUGUCUGGCCCUCAAUAAAGACCAACAGAACCAUCUGCUGGAGGUUGGAUGGAACAAAUCUGAAGAAACUCAAAAGGACGUAGAGAAAACACUUGACUGUUGUGGCUUCCAUUAUGUUAACUACAAUGGCACCUGUGCUGCUAGCUGCUUUCACAACACCUCUUCGCCGUCUUGUAACACUUGCUCAGACAUUAUCCAGCAGUAUGCUGGAGAGGUGCUGCAGUUUGUGGGUGGUAUCGGACUCUUCUUCAGUUUUACAGAGAUCCUUGGAGUUUGGCUCGCCCACAAAUACAGAAACCUCAAAGAUCCUCGUUCAAAUCCUGGAGCCUUUCUUUAACCACUCAUGCUUAAAUAAACCAAAACAAUGCACUAGUGAAUUAUUUUGUAUUUCCUUUUAACUUUGUAAAUCACACUUAUAUACAUACUAGUGUGACAGUAACACAAGCAGAGAAAAGAGUCUUUAAGACAGGAAACUUCCUCAGUAAUGUUGUGUAUACAGCUUUUCAUUGCUUAUGUGUUAUUUAAUCUAUCAAAAGUCUCACUUCGAUAUUUGCUGCUCAGUUACUUUCAUUGAAAUUAUGCAAUUUCAAAUACUGUGAACAUUAAUUGUGUUUCUUUAAAGGAAUAGUUUGACAUUUAGGAAAAUGAGCUUAUUCACUUUCUUGUUGAGAGUCUGAUGAGAAAAUUGAUACCACUCUCAUGUCUAUAGGGUAAAUUUAAUGCUGCAGCCAGUUAGCUUAGCUUAGCAUAAAGACUGGAAGCAGGGGGAACAGAUGGCCUGGCUCUGUCUACAGAUAACACAAUCAACCUGCCAGCACCUCAAAAGCUCACUAAUUAAAAUGUUAUAUCUUGUUUGCUUAAUCUGUAUAAAAACGGAAAUGUUUUUUAGGCUUAGGUUUAGGCCUAGUGACUUCCUGGAGACAACGUAUAACAUGAUGAUUAGUGCUUUAGAGGUUCUGGUAAAGUGGAUUUUGAAACCUUUGGACAGAGCCACGAUAGCUGAUGCUUCCAGUCUUAAUGCUAAGCUAAGUGACUCCUGGUGUUAAUAUUUAUCAUACAGAUAUGAGUGGUAUCAAUCUUCUCUGAUAUUUCUUGGCAAGAAAGCAAAUCAUUCCCAAAAUGUCAAACUACUCCUAAACCUGUAAGUCUCGCCUCUUUUAAUUCUAAUCAGUCUCAUAGUGACUGUGCUGCUGCUGUGUGUGCUCGCCAUACACACACCUUAUGCAAAUAAAGUGCAGGUUAGCACCCUGAUGGCUGAAUGACUGUACUCACCACUCCCAUACUAUCUAUUCAUGGGUGACCACACACAUUGGUGUGUUUUGCAGACAGUGGAUUUGGGUGUUGGAUGUCAUUAAAGCAGGAAAAGAUUGAGCUCAAACCGGUUGCAGACAUACUGUUAUCAAAACAGGUUUGUUUUUGUUUUUUAAUGUGUAUUUAGUGCUUUUUGUUUUUGAUUUAAAACGCAUCUGAACAUUAUGAAUUCAUACUGAGUCAUAUUGUCUGUGUCACAACUGUAGUCAUUUUCCCUAAUUGUCCAAAAUAAACAUGCACAGUUGCAGUA
Messenger RNA from Morone saxatilis (striped sea-bass), 1990 nucleotides. Its product is annotated as tetraspanin-13-like. Gene Ontology annotation, cellular component: membrane. Bases 146 to 766 code for a protein of 206 amino acids. The transcript has 6 exons. NCBI's taxonomy places the organism in Eukaryota, Metazoa, Chordata, Actinopteri, Moronidae. The record is from RefSeq and is a predicted model, not a curated record.